Molecule: messenger RNA, 1018 nt
Organism: Tricharina praecox
Lineage: Eukaryota; Fungi; Ascomycota; Pezizomycetes; Pezizales; Pyronemataceae
Product: RNase P subunit p30-domain-containing protein
Exons: 2
Coding region: 61-948 (295 amino acids)
Biological process (GO): tRNA processing
Cellular component (GO): nucleolar ribonuclease P complex
Molecular function (GO): RNA binding
Source: RefSeq, a predicted model, not a curated record
CGAUCCCACAUACAUCCCACCUUCAACGAAGCCCGCGCCAACAGCAACAAGCACCACAAUAUGUACUAUGACCUCAACAUCCCAUACACGAGCGCGUCCGAAAUUCCGCGGACCCUCUCCUUUUUGAACACAUUAGGAUACACGACCGUUGCGCUCUCGACCACACUCACGGGGAAGCUUCCCUCACAACUCCCGACACCACCCACGCUGCCCGCGGACGACAAACUCACCCUCCUGACGCGGUGCACGCUGGUUCUCUCGGACCCCAGCCAAAACCACCGACUCGCUUCCCUAAGCACUCUCUACUCUCUCCUAGCCCUCCGCCCCACCUCCGAAAAACUCCUUCUACAAGCAUGCAGUAGCCUGGAAUGCGAUCUGAUAUCUCUCGACUUCUCGCAGCGGCUGCCGUUCCAACUGAAGCACAAGACCGUGGGUGCUGCACUGCUGCGUGGCCUGAGCUUCGAGAUUUGCUAUGGCGCGUCGAUCACCGAUGUGCGCGCAAGACAGAAUUUGCUACAGAAUGCGGCGAGCUUGAUUAGGGCUACGAGGGGCGGGCGCGGAAUUAUUGUUAGCAGUGAGGCCAGACAGGCACUGGCUUUGAGGGCCCCCAAUGAUGUGAUUAAUUUGGCGGUGCUAUGGGGACUCGGCCAGGAAGCGGCGAGGGAUGCGGUUGCGGGGAGGUGCAGAGUCCUGAUGAGGCAGGCGGAGAUGCGGAGGAGGGCGUUCAAGGGCGUGGUGGAGGUCAUUGAUGAUGGCGUUGGGGAGGAGGAAAAGGCGGAGAGGGAGAAGAAGAGAAAGGCGAGUGAGCAGGGAGGCGGGACGGGGAAGAAGGGAAAGCAAGGUGGGAAUGCGCAGGUCGGGGGUGGAGAGGCAGGACAAAAGCUGUCGAAAAAGGAGAGGAGAGCACAGGCACAAACUGCGAAGACGGCGGUGGCCACAGGUUCAUAGGUUAAUCGCACUGCCCAGUGGGUAAUUGGGGUAACAAAAGUUGGUAUACAUAGGGCGUUCUUUUCAUACA